This is a messenger RNA of Chionomys nivalis (European snow vole), 3000 nucleotides long. It is a transcript of the gene Tmem161a, whose product is annotated as transmembrane protein 161A. The coding region runs from base 26 to 1468 and encodes 480 amino acids. The transcript is spliced from 12 exons. The record is from RefSeq and is a predicted model, not a curated record. NCBI's taxonomy places the organism in Eukaryota, Metazoa, Chordata, Mammalia, Rodentia, Cricetidae.
UGCGUUGGUGCGCUCGGGAGCGGACAUGGCGGCCCUUGGAGUGCAGCUGGUGGUGACCCUGUUCGCUGCCACCCUCAUGCACAGGCUGGCUCCACAUGGCUCCUUUGCCCGCUGGCUGCUCUGUAACGGCAGUCUGUUCCGCUACAUACACCCGUCAGAGGAGGAACUGCGGGUGCUGGCAGGGAAACCAAGGCACAGAGGCAGGAAGGAACGGUGGGCAAAUGGCCUUCAUGACGAGAAGCCAUUGUCAGUGCCUCGAGACGCCCCUUUCCAGCUGCAGACCUGUCCCCUCACUGCUGCGGAUGCCCUAGUCCUGCGCUUCUUCCUGGAGUACCAGUGGUUCGUGGACUUCGCGGUGUACUCCGUCGGUGUGUUCCUCUUCACGGAGGUCUACUAUUUUGUGCUGAGCCCAGUCCAGGAGACCAACAUUGCUGUGUUCUGGUGCCUGCUCACACUGGCUUUUUGUCUCAAGGUGUUCCUCAUGGUGACCCAACUGUACUUCAGUGCCAGAGAGGGCGGCGAGCGCGCAGUCUGCCUCACCUCCGCCCUCCUCUUCCUGCUCUUAGCCAUGCUAGUGCAGGUGGUGCGGGAGGAGCUCCUGGAGCUGGGUCUGGAGCCAGGUCUGGCCAGCGUGACCCAGAACCUGGAACCUGUGCUGAAGAAACAGGAUUGGGACUGGGCACUCCCGGUGAUCAAACUGGUCAUCCGCCUUGGGCUGGCGAUGCUGGGCUCCUUGCUGGGCGCCUUCCUCAUUUUCCCAGGCCUGAGGCUGGCGCAGACGCACCAGGACGCACUGAACCUGUCUGCAGACCGGCCGCUGUUGCAGCUGCUCCUGCACACCAGCUUCCUGUCGCCCCUGUGCACCCUGUGGCUCUGGACAAAGCCUAUCGCUCGUGACUUCUUAUGCCAGGCACCCAUGAGGAACAUGACCUCUUCUCUGCCGUCAGAAGGGGCCUUUGAUUCCCUGCGUCUCUGGGUGCUGGUGGCGCUGUGCCUGCUGCGGCUAGCCGUGACCCGGCCACACCUGCAGGCCUACCUCUGCCUGGCCAAGACUCGAGUGGAGCAGCUGCGCAAGGAGGCUGGCCGCAUUGAGGCCCGUGAGAUUCAGCAGCGGGUGGUCCGGGUCUACUGCUAUGUGGCCGUGGUGAGCCUGCAGUACCUGACUCCGCUCAUCCUUACUCUGCACUGCACCCUGCUGCUCAAGACCUUGGGCGGCUACUCUUGGGCCCUGGGCCCUGUUCCAACCCCACUGACCCCGAGCCAGUCUUCAGACAUUUUGAUCUCUGUGAACCCAGCGGAGGAUGAAGCCCAGCAGACCGCGGCCCAAGUCGCAGGGAUCGUGGGUGGCCUGCUUACGCCCCUCUUACUCCGUGGCGUGCUGGCCUACCUCAUCUGGUGGACUGCUGCCUGCCAGCUGCUCUCCAGCCUCUUCGGCCUCUAUUUCCACCAGCACCUGGCAGUUUCCUAGCGUGAUGCCACUAGGUACUGGCGUCUGAUCCCAGUUCACAGGAUUGGAACUGUCCGUCCCGUGUGUGCACCUCAGUGCCCCUAGACGACCUAGGGGUAAGGGUAGAAACUCGCCACCAUCUCUCACCUCAGUGCCUAGAUCAUGGACCCCUUGAAUCAGGUUCCCCUGGACCUGGAGGCCAUGGUCCUCGUGUGUGUGUGUGUGUGUGUGUGUGUGUGCGCGCGCGCGCACGCUAGAUUGCAUGCCUGCAUGUGUGUAUAGGAUGUCAGUGGGAGGCUGCGCUCAAUAAAAGGGGUGGGCCACUUUUACAGAAAUAUGCCAGAGGCUAGGGAGACACGCGGGGAGACCUGGGUGGUGAGAAGGGCUUAGGAGAGCAGUACUAGGCAGGAGUGGAAAAAUGGAGGAGGUUAGAGAUUGCCAGAAAGCUAGGGGUGGAGCUCAGGCCCAGCAUCCACGUGUCCCUGGGGUCCAUCACUAUCACUAGGAGGGAAUGAGACAAAGUCACCAUGCCCAUCUCCCAGCACACUGGGGAGGCUGAGGCAGGAGGAUUAGCUUAGACUAGUAAAAAGAUCAUGUCUCCAAAACAAGAAAACAAGGGGGAGGGAGAGGACAGUCAGAACUGUCACCAGCCUUGGAUGCUGUGAGGUGACUGCUGACUUGUAUUCAAGACCCUGGUGACUGAGGGUCACCACCAACUCCAGCGUUGUCCCGUUCCUGUGACUGUAUGUGCAUGUGCUCAUGAGACAUGCAUGGGCUGUGUGGCCCUCCUACAUAUGGAAAAUGUAUAUUGAGAAUAAAAACGGAGGCCUCCUGUAGUGCUGCCUAGUAACAUUGCCAGUGGCCAGGGGCAGUGCUGUCACAGCCCUGAGGGCUCACUCUGGAGAGAUGGAAAGGACUCAGGAAUGUGACUGUUGUCCAGACCCACAAGUGCCAUUAUGAGAGGCUCGGAGGACAGCUUAGCACGUGGGACUUGCCUUCUCCCUUUGAGACAGGGUCUCUUGUUCAUGGAGUCUUUGGUUUCCACCUCCCACCUUGCCAUAGUGGUGCUGGGUUGUGUUGCUCCGUCCCACUUAUGAACUCAGGUCUUUAUGACUGCAGCAAACAUGACUAAUACGUGUGUGCCAUGAACCCGUGGGAUCUUCUUGAAGGUAUAUCUGGAGUUUGCUGACUCUUGGGAGAGGCUCCCAAACUGGCACAAAGCUGUGGGAGCUUGAGGAAGGUUUCAUGGGAUUCAAGGAUGGGCAAGCAAAGGGUGAUAUGCCCUGCAGGGGUGCAAAAAGCAGACAAUCCUGAAAAACCAGGCUCUGCUCUGGAGGACCCGAGAGUGACUUCAGAGUGGAGGGCACACACGGCAGAUAGGCCUACCCCAGCACUUGGCUGGUCGGGGGCUGAGCUGCUUUCCAGUGGCUGAUGUCUAUGGUUGCCAAUAAUGACAGAGGCAGGCCAGCUGGCACCAUGCAAGAAGUUGAAGUCAGCCUGGAUUAUGUAUCUCAGAUAUAUAAAUAAAUAUACGAAGCAUUUUUUUAUUGGCA